CCCGCGGGGCUGCGAGCAGCAGGUGCGGCCCUCCCGCACGGAGCGCGUUUGCCCGGAGCCUCCGUUUCCCCAAUUCAAGGGUGGGAAAAGGAGGGAACGCAAACUAAAAAGAAAACAGCGGUAAAAAUGCAAGAUGAACGGAAAGCAAAAAAUGAAAGCGGGUCCUACCGUCGCUUGUUAGCGGGGUUUUAUUUCGUUUUGGUUAUUAUUUUUAAAUUGAUUAUGAGCUGGUCAUGAGCUUCGAGGGCGAGUGGGGGAUUUCGCGGGGCAGCGGCAGCCCCGGCCCGCCCGUGCCUCCCCCGGGGCAGCCCCGCCGCGGUGUGGUGAGUGCGGGACGUGGAGCGGGGAAGCGGAGGGAGAGCGAAGCCCCCGACCCCCCGUCCCUGCCCUCUCAGCAGCCGAUUUCAUGCCUCUCCAGUUGUGGGUCACGAGCUGGGCCCUGGCAGGAGCCGAAGGGACAUCGCCGGGAGACGCCGGAGCGGAGGUAGGGGUCAGGGCCCUGUAACUCGACCGGCUUCGUCCUCCCCCCUCCCCGGCUCGGCGCUGGAAGGGGCUCUCCCCGGGGUGCGGGCUGCUGGGAGCCCCGUGGAGCUGCCACAGCGGGAGGGAAGUGGGAAUGCCUUUUAGGACAAAUAAAGUCCCAACACAAUCUCACGUUAAACGUGCCCCCACCCCGAGCCGUACCCCCGCCUGCAGGGCCAAGGGCAGCCCCGGCCCGGGGAGGCGUGGGAGCCGGGUCCCGCUGCAGCCCCACGGGGUGACAUCACAGAAUGGAUCGGAUUUGCACGGGCAGGAGGAAGCUGCGGACGCCCUAAGAUCCCCGCGGCGGCUUCUACCCGCCCGGUACCGGGGGUCGGGGCUGGGACCGGGCACCCGUCACCGUUACAGCUUUGUCCUUCGAACCAACCCAGGGCUCGUUGUGUCCGGAAAAAAUCGUUUUUAAAACGACUUUGCCCAUCAACUGACACCACUGUACCCUGGCUACAGGAUUCGCGUGUCGAGCCGUUGUUGUGUUUGCUAAACGUGAAAGUCUCCUCUUUUAGUUUUUCUGUCCCUAAUAGAACUGUACCGCGUCGUGCUCCCCUUGGAAACUUAACGAACGAGCGCUUGGGUAAUUAACUCACUCCAUUAAAAAGGUUUUACUCGAGCACAGGUAAACGGUGCGUACCGGAGGCGACACCGAAGCGCUAUCGCUGCGGCAGCCCUCGGGCGCUGGGACGGGAGGGAAGUCCCGUAUUGCUCUCCCACCAGCAAACCCGGCACGGGCAGAAAAGCUGCAGGGAAGGUAAAAUUCGAGCAUUUCGUUUAGCUGAGCGGCUCGCAGCCUGCGCUUCAGCCGAGGGGGAGGAAACCCACCUCCAGCGGCGCGGAGCAGCAGCCAGCCUAAUUGCCGGAUUCCAGGCACGGAGCCCAGCGAGGGCAGCAGGGAAAGCCCACAACUGCUGCCCUAGUCACCCUGCCCCGGUCACCGUCCCGAGUCACCGACCGAGAUGGGAGAGCAGCCGUCACCCGUCUCCCAGGCGUUUCUCCCUAAAAAUCAGAGUGGUCUCUACAACCAAAACAUCACGCAGCGGUUUUAUUCCGCGCUUGGCAGAAAUCGCCCCGCAAUAAGGGAGAAGACCUAAGCGGGUGCUUCCCGGCCGCGCUCUGCCCUGCUCGGAAGGUCCGAAAUCUCCUUUCCCGGCGCAAUCCCCGAGGUGAGGCGCUGGGGGCGGGAGGAUGCUCUCCCCGCAGGAAAUGGGCGCUGGGAGCUCGCUCGGUUCCAGCAAGAAAGGCCCAAAAGAACCACAGCAAAGGAAGGAGGGGAUUGCGGCUGCAGCAGGGAGAAGCGCCUGGACAGCUCCAAGGGCGUUUUCCUCCGCAGGAGCUCAGAGGGGUGAAAGCAGAGCUCUCCCAGCCCCGGGGAGCCGCGGGGAUGCCGAGCUCCCACUAUGGGAACGGGGAGAUUGGCACCAGCUCGCGCAAGGAAACCCUAAUAGGCUAUUUCUGGACUACUGGCUCUUAACAAAUCUAUAGCACCUGAAGUGUUAGCACUCAAUUAGUGACAAGGUUUUAAAACCCCGCGUUUACCGGCGAGGUAUAAACAGAGUCCUCGGGAGAUAGCCGGGAAUUAGGGCGGGAGGGGGCCCUGGACACCUUACCCGGGUGGCAGUAAGAGGAAAACUUUUCCAAAAGGCCCCUUUUCUCUCUCUCUAAACAGUCCGAGGUGUCGAAAGCUCAGGGGGAGGGAGGAUGUGCUCUGCGGAGCUUCCUGUGGCUUUUUGUUGUUGUUGUUUUCUUGUUUGUUUUCAGCGAGAAAAGUUCUCUAAAUAUAUACGUUAAACGAAUUUCAUUUAGCAGUCCUGGAGAGAAGCGGCAGGGCGUGUGGAAGUCAGCCCCAGCCUGAGAGGGGGUCGUGGGUGCGGGGGUCGGGCUCGGGGCUGAACGGGCAGAGAGCCGCAGCACGUCGGGCUGAAGCGCCCGCAUUAGCGCCCGGAGCCCGGCGUGAGCAGGAGAGCAGCGGGGAAGGGGGAAGGAGGCGGGGGAAUGGGUGCUGAGCCCCGACCCGGAAAGUCCGUGAGUUGCAACGUGUCAGUGACUUAUUCAUCAAUCAGCCGGACACAGAGCAGACCUGGCCUCUCUUUGCGGAGUGUUUGCUUUUUCACCAAUUAUUGCGGCCCUGCAGCUCUUUUUGUUGAUACAGUAGUUCUAAAAAGUGCUAAUGUUCAUUUAUCAGGGGACCGAGCCCGGGACUCCCACUAGUUGUGAUUCUUCCAAAAAUAUAAACACGCGGAGAAGGGCUAAGGCUAAAGCCCCCAUUUGUUUCUAAACUGCAGUAUUAAAAGUGAUGCAUUGUUAAAGAUAAAGCGGAGAUAACGCUGUCUGUCUCCAAUGAAUGUCUCCCCGACGCAUUAAUGACAUUCCAAAUGAUAGCUCCGGCUUAUCGUUCAAUUAAUCACUUCCACCCUCUGCAGCCGGGCCCACAUCGAUUGGGAGCGGCCGUGUGACUGGGGGCUGGAGGAAACCCUUCAGUGCUCCAUCAGCAGCCGUUCGCCGGCCGCUCUCCUGCCGGUGUCCCCGCGGCCGCCCCGACGGGGAUGCGCUGCGGGCCGGGGCCGCUCUUCUCCGGGCUCCCCGGGCGGGCAGCGCCUUUCUCCCCGCCCUGAUUGCUCCGCCAAUGCAGCCGGGAUCGGCGUUGUGUCUCCCGGCGGCCCCGCGCACUCGGAUUUCUCUCGUCCCUAAGGAGCUGCCCUUAAAGCGGGAGGGCCUACUGCCGUCGGGCUGGGAUUUAGGGGAGAUCGCGCUCACUUCGUUAUUUUAGCAUUUUCCUAAGCUAUCUCGAUUAGCUUAGGUAUAGUAGAGUAGUGAAAGAAAGGCAACGAGUUCCGAAAGGCAGUAGGGCAGUGCUCCGCCGACCCAGCACACGGGGGGCUCUGGGAAGCUGCCUCCGCUCUCCCCGGGCUCCUCAGCCCUUUUCCUGCAGCCGAGAAAAGUCCCCUCCGAGCCGCCGGCCCCCUCGGUCCCGGUUUCCCAGGGACGUUCUCGGGCAGCGCAGCCGCACGGAGCGGGUCGGCCGCCGCCUUCCCUCAUUAAAUAGCCAUAUUUCAGGCCUCCCCGCACGCUAAUCGCUCCGACUGUCAGCGCGAGAUCCGGAUCUGCUUCACAAAGAACCGCUCCCGGGGCGGCAGCAGGAGGCUGCAGGGAGAUGGCGAGCGCUGCUGCAGCCCCGGCCCCAAAAUCACAGCAUCUCCCGCAAAAGAACCCUUGGCUCAUUGCCCCCGAGCGAGACUCGAAAGUGCAGAGGCACAAAAUCUCUCCGGAGGAGAGGGAAAAAGCAGCAGCUCGAGGCAUAGGGCAGCUGCAGACAGGUGCUCGGCUUUCUCCCGCCUCGGAGCAUACAUUCCCAUCUGCGGGAGGAGGAAGCUUUGCGGCAGGGCCCGGCUGGAGCCCGGGGACCAACCCUGCAAACUGCCCCUCACCUACAAACCUGCCCCCGUGUCCCGCACCUCCGGGCAGGACCCGCCCGGGACGCACCAGCUCACCGCAUCCGCGGGGCCUCUCCGCUCGCUGCCCGGCCCCAGCUCCCGCCGCCUCCCGGAGCCGCACCGAACGAGUCGCUCAAGGGGAUUUUUUUUUUUUUUUUUUUCCUCUCACCCCUAAGCCAGAAAGCGCCGGACCGCCCCUCCUCAUCCCGCGGGUUUACCGCUACGGUUCCCUUUAGCGACUCGGCGUGCGUGCGGUCACCGAGUCUUGCUGUCCUGAGUGUGCGGACCGAGGCUCGGCGGGACCUGCGCGGGACACAGGGCCCCCCCCGAACGCACCCAGGCCGGGCCGGGAGCCAUGCUGCCUUGUCCCCAGGACCCCUCGAUGCCCCGAACGCCGUCGGGCAGCGGUGGAGCAGCCCUCGCAGGGCUUGGUUUGGUUUGAAAGUUUCACAAACAAGGGCGGAAAAAACAACCCCAUUCCGCCCCCCCCCCUCCCCAGGGCUGCCCAGGGUCGCUGCGUCGCGGGGCUUUGCAGUGGUGCUGCACCGCAGUGUCUGCGUAACCUUUAAGCACGGGUUUCCCCUCGAACGCGCUCGCAGCGCAGCGAACUCCCGUUUUCUCGUUCCUGCGAUCGGAUAUUGCAGAACACUAAAAACGAAAACUCCGUUCCUUCCUAAAGAAAAAUGAAAUCAGCACAUAUUUGGUUGAUGGUUUCCUCCCGGCCUGUUUAUUUAAUCUGACUGUAUGAUAGAUGGCAUCAGAUAGGGGCUCUGUACACAUCAGGCCAGUCGGGAGUGUUUUUUUUUUUUUUUUUUUAAAUGGAUCAACAAACUGAGCGGGGAAAGCUGGAUAAAUACAGUGCCGCCCCUUUAAAUGAGUGGGGAUGUUUUUGCGAUGUAUUACUAUAUUAGGUGACAUGGAACUUUGCAUCUCUCAUACCAUCACCGCAAUGUUGGCCAAUAGAAAGCUAAAGUCACCCAAAAACUGCCUAGUCCCUCCUUCCCGUCCCUUAUGGUCCGCUCCUACCUGCUCGCAGCGCACAGGGCCGGCUCCCGCGGGAUGCUAUGUGCCCCCCCCGGCAGCCCACGCUGCAGCAGCGCUCCGGGCCGCCCGCUCCUCUCCUCCCCUUCCAUGACCCCGGGCUGCGGCCGCUGCCCCGCUCUCCUCCGCAAUGUUUCCUAGCCCUGUGACGACGACUCCCUUCUCGGUCAAGGAUAUUUUGAACCUGGAGCAGCAGCAGCAGAGCGGCCUGGCCCCCAUGGAGCUCUCUUCGCCCUCCUGCAUGCUGGCCACCUUCAAGCAGGAGACGUACGGUUCCGAGCCUCCCGCCCUGCCCGAGCUGCCCGAGCCGCCCCCGGCCAAGCCGCCCGCCGCCUUCCCCGGCCCCUUCUACGUGAAGAGCUACGGGGAGAUGGACGCGGCCAAGGACUCCAAGGCGGACAAGAAAGAGCUGUGUUCCCUGCACAAGAGCCUGGAGCAAGAGAAGAGAGAGCUGGAGGAUCCCGAGCGGCCCAGACAGAGGAAGAGGAGGAAACCCCGUGUUCUCUUUUCUCAAGCCCAAGUCUACGAACUGGAGAGAAGGUUCAAGCAGCAGAAAUACCUCUCGGCCCCCGAGAGAGACCAUCUGGCGAAUGUCCUAAAGCUCACCUCUACUCAAGUGAAAAUUUGGUUCCAGAAUAGAAGGUACAAAUGCAAAAGGCAGAGACAGGACCAGACCCUGGAGAUGGUGGGGAUCCCGCCCCCCCGGCGGAUAGCGGUGCCGGUGCUGGUGCGGGACGGGAAGCCCUGCCUGGGGGAGUCUUCUCCCUACAGCUCGCCCUACAAUGUCAGCAUUAACCCCUAUAGCUACAACGCCUACCCCGCGUACCCAAACUACAACAGCCCCGCCUGCAACGCCAACUACAACUGCAGCUACCCGGCCGUGCAGCCCGUGCAGCCCUCGGCGGCCGGCAACAACUUCAUGAACUUCAGCGUGGGGGACUUGAAUUCGGUGCAGCCGCCCAUCCCGCAGGGGAACGCGGGCAUCUCCACGUUGCACGGGAUCCGAGCGUGGUAGGGCGGUCCCGGCUCGGAGAGCGGCGAGCCCCGGGGCUGUACGGGGGGCAGGGACAUCGCCGGGCUGCGGGGCGAGGGCAGCUCGGUGCGGGACCGUGGGGAGCUCCCCGGGGCUCUGGGGCACGGUGUUCGGCCCGGUCAUUCCCCUCUCCCUUCCUUCCUACCAAACAGUCGGUCAUUUCGCUUGACUUGUUCCUGAACAACAGCGAGCCAAACCCUACAACUCAUUAUUAUUAUUAUUUCUUUUCUUUUUUAAAAUCUUAUCCUAAUUAUUAUUGAGAACCACGUUUAAUUUUGCACUUCCCGUCCGGUUCCCCCCCACCCCAUCCCACCCCCGCCUGCCCGGCCCGGCCGCCGCGCCCCGCGGUCGCUGCUCCCAGCGCAGGACGGGGACGGCCCCGCCGAGGACCGGGCGCUCCGACCCGCCCCGCCCGCUCCCUGUAGGGUUAUGCACUAAGACGUGAGUUAGGAUUCAGAUGCACUGUCCGCUCCUCGCCCCGCCGCCCGUUCGGACGUGUUUCCCUUUGCUGUACGAGCUGACGGAGAUCAGCGAGUUGUCAUUAAAGAGAGUGGCUUCACCUUGCGCGUCCCUGGCCUUCAUUGGGCAGCCGAGGGCCCCCGGGGCUCCCACUGCCGCCCCCGGUCACCUUUUUAUUUAUUUUAUUUUACUUUUCCCUUCCUCUCCCUUCCUGUACCCCUUCGGUAAUUGCAGCGAUUCCCGUUUUGGUGCGUGCGUUAAUGUAUUUUCAAAAGCAAUUUAAAAGCUGCUCUCAAAUCCCCACCCCCUCCAGCCCAGGCAGGACCGCCGUGCCUUGUACCCCCUCCCCCGGUUCCAUCGCGGGAAGGGCCGGGCCAGCCGCGUUGUUGGGGGGCUCUGGGAGGAGGGGAGCCCCACUCACCGCCCCCGGGCACUUUGGGCUGGGGGUGGGGGGGGAGGAUUUCUUGCUGGCACGGAAAGGCAAUACCAGGGCAGCAACGCUCCGAGCCAUAAACCAUCGGGUCGGGUUCUGCCCGCGCUCCCACUGCGUUGUGUCCCCACGGGGCUAAGGGACAGAGCACCCCCCCGUCCCCAGAGCGCUCGGGGGGAGGUGAGCGGGGCUCCCCCCUUCCUGGCUCCCGCCUCUCUUCUGGCUCAGCCCCAGCCCCUCGUCCGCUUUUACAGUAGUCGCUAUUAAAUGUCAAUUAUUGGGAGUGAGAAACAACAAACAUUGUAAUUCAGCGCAGUCAAAACAUCCUCUGAGUGUCUGAGAUUGUCCGGCCCAGCGAUAAGGCGAUUAGAGGAACCUGCAACCUCUCCUGUCUUGGCCGUAUCGGUCCCAUCAGUAAACAGGGAUGGAGACAGGGUGGCUGUGGCCCUGGGACAGGGAUGAGAGACUGCGGGUGAACGGAGCCUUCUGCAGCCUCUGCCCCUCCUUCCCGAAGGGACCAACCGCACACACCCCCGGGUAGG
This is a messenger RNA of Numida meleagris (helmeted guineafowl), 7470 nucleotides long. RefSeq names its product NK2 homeobox 5 (gene NKX2-5). Bases 5137 to 6021 code for a protein of 294 amino acids. Gene Ontology annotation, cellular component: nucleus. The record is from RefSeq and is a predicted model, not a curated record. Gene Ontology annotation, molecular function: DNA-binding transcription factor activity, RNA polymerase II-specific; RNA polymerase II cis-regulatory region sequence-specific DNA binding. The transcript is spliced from 2 exons. Gene Ontology annotation, biological process: regulation of transcription by RNA polymerase II; cell differentiation. NCBI's taxonomy places the organism in Eukaryota, Metazoa, Chordata, Aves, Galliformes, Numididae.